UGGUAUAUUGCUAAAAGCGGCUUAAAUCUACACUCAUUCACCCACUCACUCACUUCAUAUAUGUUCACCGCUAUGUUUCGUCCUGCACCCGAUGGAAUCGUUUUCCGUGGAUAAUCGAGACUGGUUAACGUUAAUCUCUGGCGUUGGGUUUAAUUAUUUAUGACAUCUACAAACUGUAGAAUCGUUUACCUAAAAUACACGUCCGCGUUCCAUUUGUGCGCGCUUGUAUAACACAAGCAAGAAAAGCAAAUAGACGCAUUCGUAGGUCGACCAGUACAUAGCCUCCUCUCUUCAUGAAUGUCCACGUUCAGGGCUAAAUAGCUACACAAGUUGGCCCUUCUAAGGGGUAUUUAUCAAAAGCGGCGUUUUGUUUGAGACUGCGAGUGGAAUCCUCGGGCAGUGUCGAUACAUACAGGUGAGGACGACAGUCAGGUAUCUGGUCAGCUGCACACGUCAGAACAGGACUAAAGCAUGGCAUCCCUAGAGAAUAAAGUUAUCAUAAUCACAGGAACCAGCUCUGGUAUUGGUGCCCAGACCGCCCUCUAUCUGUCCCAGUACAAGCCCAGACUGGUUCUGGUGGCUCGGCGCCAAGAGCUGCUGGAGAAGGUGGCGGCACAAUGUAAGGACAAGGGACUUCCCCAGGACAAGAUUCUAAUCCUGCCUGCUGACCUGUCCAAGAUGGAGGAUUUGGAUAAGAUUGUUUCUGAGACGAUAAAAAAGUUCGGCCAAAUCGACGUUCUGGUCAACAACGCAGCUGCAAUGGCCGGUAUGACUGGAGUGGGCAAGUACACACCCGAGGCGUACCAGAAGAUAAUGGACGUCAACCUGAAGGCUCCCAUGUUCCUCUCACAGGCAGCUGUGCCGCAUCUGAAAAAGACUAAAGGGUCUAUUAUCAACAUUUCGAGCACAGCGGCAACUGAAGCAACGCCAUUCUUCACGAUAUACUGCGCCAGCAAGGCAGGACUGGACCAGUUCACCAAGUGCCUAGCUCUCGAAUUGGCUCCAUUUGACGUCAGAGUCAACUCAAUCAGACCCGGGCUGAUCUUGACAGACACGAUGACCAGCAUCCCGAACAUGGCAGAAAAAGUAAGAAUGAAGGAAAUGGGAAAGUCUAGUCAGCCACUCCGAGGUGCCGGGGAGGGUGUGGAUAUUGCCAAAAUCGUCAAGUUUCUGGCCAGUGACGACGCUGGCUUCAUGACCGGAGAAAGUAUGUACGUUGACGGCGGACGCCAUCUUAUUGGCGCGUCGGCAUCUGUGAAGAUGGGUUAGGACCAUCACGACUAUCCAUGACUUGACACUGUCUAACUCAGGGCGAUCACAUUUUCUCUCAUUAUUUGAUUUCUAGCGAUCCAGCAUCUUAGGCUUUUGUCCUCCCAUGCAAUGGUUCAAGAAUAUUGUAGUCCAAUAGCAGCAGCAGAAACAACAGCAAUAGCAACAACAGCAACAUCAGCAACACUAUAUAAUAAUAAUAAUAGUAGUAGUAGUAAUAAUAAUAAGCAGAAGAUUAGAAAAGAGAGAAAAUUGCACUCGUUUUAAAUUGUUUGAGACAGGACGGUAAGAUAGAUAUGGUUAUAUGUUUUCAUUUGGCUUUUUGGGUGUUUCUUAUGUCGCUUUUAAUGUGCUUGUGAACAUAAUUUACCCCGACACAAGUCUGCUUUCUCAGAUCACCCCAUUGUAUUCGGAUCACCCCAAAUGAUCAUAUAUCCUGUCAUGUUUUCCAGUUGUGGUGAUAAGGGCCCUUAAGUCUCGCGAGGCGCUACUUCCGGUAAUGGUUUUCCGGUGACAUGCAUGUAUUGAAGAACCGGUUCUGGUUCCAAAUUACGCGACCGCAAAAUGUGACUUCACUAGACUGGACCAAGUGUACUACCACGCUUGGCUGCACAGCCGUUGACAGAUAUACACGUGCUCUUCAUACACAGUCCAAGUGUUUUUGUAGCCCGUUGCAUGUCAACUGUGGUCUGAGUCAGACUGAGCUAUUGCCGCACUCUCCUACCCAGAGUUCCAUGCGGCCAGCCAGCAUAGUACCUCAUUCGUCACCACUCGCCCCUUUCCGUAAACUCGCUAUUCGGCUUGUCCCGGAAUAAUACGAGU
Messenger RNA from Haliotis rubra (blacklip abalone), 2091 nucleotides. RefSeq names its product dehydrogenase/reductase SDR family member 4-like. Gene Ontology annotation, molecular function: oxidoreductase activity. NCBI's taxonomy places the organism in Eukaryota, Metazoa, Mollusca, Gastropoda, Lepetellida, Haliotidae. The record is from RefSeq and is a predicted model, not a curated record. The transcript has 10 exons. Bases 472 to 1269 code for a protein of 265 amino acids.